CUGUAGCGUGACCACUUCCGCCUUGUUCAUUCAACGCAUGCUUCUCUGAGCAGUUGUGUGUUUAUCAGAAGUCAAUAUGAAUCAAGAGAAGUUAGCUAAACUUCAGGCCCAGGUCCGAAUAGGAGGCAAGGGCACAGCACGCAGAAAGAGGAAGGUGGUGCACAGAACAGCGACAGCUGAUGAUAAGAAACUCCAGAGUUCAUUAAAGAAACUUGCAGUUAAUAACAUAGCUGGCAUUGAAGAGGUGAAUAUGAUUAAAGAUGAUGGCACGGUCAUUCACUUCAACAACCCCAAAGUGCAGGCGUCUCUGUCUGCCAAUACGUUUGCCAUCACGGGCCACGCGGAAACCAAGCAGCUCACAGAAAUGCUCCCGGGAAUCCUCAGCCAACUUGGGGCUGACAGUCUCACGAGUUUGCGCAAACUCGCCGAGCAGUUCCCCAGACAAGUUCUCGACAACAAAGCUCCUAAAGCAGAAGACAUCGACGAAGAAGACGAUGAUGUCCCAGAUCUCGUAGAGAACUUUGACGAGGCAUCAAAGAACGAAGCAAACUGACACCUGGACCUUCAGUAGAUGCUGUUCAGGAAGAAAUGCCCUGCAGUAUUUUUAAACUAGAGUCACAGACAUAUCAUUUAAACACUAUACAGUGAACCAGAGACUUUUAUAUCAUAAAUUGGCUGUUCCAGACCAGCCUCCUGCACUUAUACAAAAAUAUGGACAGUCAAAUGAUAUUCCAAUAGUGAUUAACCACCAUGCUGAACUAGUCUUAAUUAUUUUUUUCUGUUAAUUAAAUAAAAAUAAAACCGAUCAACCUUU
Molecule: messenger RNA, 814 nt
Organism: Triplophysa dalaica
Lineage: Eukaryota; Metazoa; Chordata; Actinopteri; Cypriniformes; Nemacheilidae
Gene: btf3l4
Product: basic transcription factor 3-like 4
Exons: 6
Coding region: 77-553 (158 amino acids)
Source: RefSeq, a predicted model, not a curated record